UGCAGCAGCCGGGGCUGGCAGCUCCUCCCCGCCCGCCCAGCCCGCCCCCGCCGCCGCACUACCGGAGCUCCGCGGGCUCCAGGCACUCGCUGGCGGGAGCCGGGGCCGAGCGCGCCGGCUAGUGGGGCCUCUUCCCUGCGUCUUCAGGCCGGCCGCCCUCCUCCCGCACGGUGCGGCGCAGGGAGGCCCCGCGCCUCGGCCGCCCCCGCUUGCCCGCCUCCGCCGCGUUGCAGGGGGACCGCCGGGCUCACCGCACCAGCAGCGCGGCCCCGGGGCGCCUCCGGCUCCUGGCUGUGGCCGCCGCAGGGGCAGCGACCUGAGCAGCAGCCGCCGGAAUCCCUAGAGCAUCCCGGGUAGCAGUGACUAGAGCGCCCAGAGAAGCCGCAGAAGCAGUAGCAGCAGCGUGAGUGGCCGCUGUCGCCCGGGCUCCGCAGGGCUCCGUAGCCGGCCCGGCCAGGAGCGCGGAGCCAUGGCUGAUGCGGGUGAAGGCGAGGACGAGAUCCAGUUCUUGAGAACUGAUGAUGAGGUAGUUCUGCAGUGCACAGCGACAGUCCACAAAGAGCAGCAGAAGCUAUGCUUGGCAGCAGAAGGAUUUGGCAACAGACUUUGUUUUUUGGAAUCUACAUCCAAUUCCAAGAAUGUCCCCCCGGACCUGUCCAUCUGCACCUUUGUGCUGGAGCAGUCCUUGUCAGUACGUGCCCUGCAGGAGAUGCUGGCCAACACAAUGGAAAAGUCAGAAGGGCAGGUUGAUGUGGAAAAAUGGAAGUUCAUGAUGAAGACUGCUCAAGGUGGAGGCCACCGGACACUCCUCUACGGACAUGCCAUAUUGCUACGCCAUUCCUACAGUGGUAUGUAUCUGUGCUGUCUCUCCACCUCCCGGUCUUCCACUGACAAACUGGCCUUUGAUGUUGGUCUUCAAGAAGACACUACAGGGGAGGCUUGCUGGUGGACCAUACAUCCUGCCUCUAAGCAGAGAUCAGAAGGAGAAAAGGUGCGGGUUGGAGAUGACCUCAUCUUGGUCAGUGUGUCUUCUGAAAGAUACUUGCACUUGUCAUAUGGCAACAGCAGCUGGCAUGUGGACGCUGCCUUCCAGCAGACCCUCUGGAGCGUGGCCCCUAUCAGCUCCGGAAGUGAAGCAGCCCAAGGGUAUCUCAUCGGUGGUGAUGUUCUCCGGCUACUACAUGGACAUAUGGAUGAGUGUCUCACUGUCCCCUCAGGAGAACAUGGCGAAGAACAGCGGAGAACAGUCCAUUAUGAAGGUGGUGCUGUAUCAGUUCAUGCACGCUCCCUCUGGAGACUAGAGACCCUAAGAGUCGCGUGGAGUGGAAGUCACAUAAGAUGGGGCCAGCCAUUCCGACUCCGGCAUGUAACAACAGGAAAAUACUUAAGCCUUAUGGAAGACAAGAACCUUCUCCUCAUGGACAAAGAAAAAGCUGAUGUCAAAUCAACGGCGUUUGCCUUCCGGUCUUCCAAGGAAAAAUUGGAUGUAGGGGUGAGAAAAGAAGUUGAUGGCAUGGGAACCUCAGAAAUCAAGUACGGAGACUCCAUUUGCUAUAUACAACAUGUGGAUACAGGCCUGUGGUUAACCUACCAGUCUGUGGAUGUGAAAUCAGCACGAAUGGGAUCCAUUCAGCGUAAGGCGAUUAUGCAUCAUGAAGGCCACAUGGAUGAUGGCUUGAACAUAUCUAGAUCUCAGCAUGAAGAAUCCCGCACGGCCCGUGUUAUCCGGAGCACAGUGUUUCUCUUCAAUAGAUUCAUAAGGGGCCUGGAUGCUCUCAGCAAGAAAGCAAAGGUGCCUACCAUUGACUUGCCCAUUGAGUCUGUGAGCCUGAGUUUGCAGGACCUCAUCGGCUACUUCCAUCCCCCUGAUGAGCACUUGGAACACGAGGACAAGCAGAACAGGCUGCGAGCCCUGAAGAACAGGCAGAAUCUCUUCCAGGAAGAGGGAAUGAUCAACUUGGUUCUGGAGUGCAUUGACCGCCUGCAUGUCUACAGCAGUGCAGCCCACUUUGCAGAUGUUGCGGGGCGAGAAGCAGGGGAGUCUUGGAAAUCCAUUCUGAAUUCUCUGUAUGAGUUGCUGGCGGCUCUAAUUAGAGGAAAUCGUAAAAACUGUGCUCAAUUUUCUGGUUCCCUCGACUGGCUGAUCAGCAGACUGGAAAGACUGGAAGCGUCCUCUGGCAUUCUGGAGGUCCUCCACUGUGUGUUAGUGGAGAGCCCAGAAGCUCUGAAUAUCAUCAAAGAAGGACAUAUCAAAUCCAUCAUCUCACUUUUAGACAAGCAUGGAAGAAACCACAAGGUCCUGGAUGUGUUGUGCUCUCUCUGUGUUUGCCAUGGAGUUGCUGUCCGUUCUAACCAGCAUCUCAUUUGCGACAAUCUUCUGCCAGGACGAGAUCUCUUACUACAGACCCGUCUUGUGAAUCAUGUCAGUAGCAUGAGACCUAAUAUCUUCCUGGGUGUCAGCGAAGGGUCUGCACAGUAUAAGAAGUGGUACUACGAGCUCAUGGUGGACCAUACAGAACCCUUUGUGACAGCAGAGGCUACUCACCUACGAGUGGGCUGGGCUUCCACUGAAGGCUAUUCCCCGUACCCCGGUGGGGGCGAAGAGUGGGGUGGCAAUGGCGUUGGUGAUGACCUCUUCUCCUAUGGGUUCGAUGGCCUUCACCUCUGGUCAGGUUGUAUCGCUCGAACUGUGAGCUCACCCAACCAGCACUUGUUGAGAACUGAUGAUGUUAUCAGUUGCUGUUUAGAUCUAAGUGCCCCAAGCAUCUCGUUCCGAAUUAACGGACAACCAGUUCAAGGAAUGUUUGAGAACUUCAACAUCGAUGGCCUGUUCUUUCCAGUUGUCAGUUUCUCUGCAGGAAUAAAGGUUCGCUUUUUGCUUGGGGGGAGACAUGGAGAAUUCAAGUUCCUUCCUCCACCGGGUUAUGCAGCUUGCUAUGAAGCGGUUCUGCCAAAAGAGAAAUUGAAAGUAGAACACAGUCGAGAAUAUAAGCAGGAGAGGACAUACACUCGAGAUUUGCUGGGGCCCACUGUGUCCCUGACCCAAGCUGCCUUCACACCCGUUCCUGUGGACACCAGCCAGAUUGUGUUGCCUCCUCACCUGGAAAGGAUAAGAGAAAAACUGGCAGAGAAUAUCCACGAGCUCUGGGUUAUGAAUAAAAUUGAGCUUGGCUGGCAGUAUGGUCCGGUUAGAGAUGACAACAAGAGACAGCACCCAUGUCUGGUGGAGUUCUGCAAACUGCCAGAACAGGAGCGCAACUACAACUUGCAAAUGUCGCUUGAAACUCUCAAGACUUUGCUGGCAUUAGGAUGUCACGUGGGUAUAGCAGAUGAACACGCUGAGGAGAAAGUGAAGAAAAUGAAGCUUCCCAAGAAUUACCAGCUGACCAGUGGAUACAAACCUGCCCCAAUGGAUCUGAGCUUUAUAAAACUCACCCCCUCUCAGGAAGCAAUGGUGGACAAGUUGGCCGAAAAUGCUCACAAUGUAUGGGCCCGGGACCGAAUCCGGCAGGGUUGGACUUACGGCAUCCAGCAGGACGUGAAGAACAGAAGAAACCCUCGCCUCGUUCCCUACACUCUUCUGGAUGACAGAACCAAGAAGUCAAACAAAGACAGUCUCCGAGAGGCAGUUCGCACACUGUUGGGCUAUGGCUACCACCUGGAAGCUCCGGAUCAGGAUCACGCCGCGAGAGCCGAGGUGUGCAGCGGCACUGGGGAGAGGUUUCGUAUCUUCAGGGCAGAGAAGACCUACGCGGUGAAGGCUGGUCGCUGGUACUUUGAAUUCGAGGCGGUUACUGCUGGAGACAUGCGGGUGGGCUGGAGCAGGCCAGGCUGCCAACCGGAUCUAGAGCUGGGUUCUGAUGAACGUGCCUUUGCUUUUGAUGGUUUUAAGGCCCAGCGCUGGCACCAGGGCAAUGAACAUUAUGGACGCUCUUGGCAAGCAGGUGAUGUCGUGGGCUGCAUGGUUGACAUGAACGAGCAUACCAUGAUGUUCACUCUGAAUGGUGAGAUCCUGCUGGAUGACUCAGGCUCCGAGCUGGCUUUCAAGGACUUCGAUGUUGGUGAUGGCUUCAUCCCUGUGUGUAGCCUAGGGGUGGCACAAGUUGGCAGGAUGAACUUUGGAAAGGACGUCAGCACUUUGAAAUAUUUCACCAUCUGUGGCUUACAAGAAGGCUAUGAGCCAUUUGCUGUUAACACAAACAGGGACAUCACCAUGUGGCUGAGCAAGCGGCUUCCUCAGUUCCUCCAGGUUCCAUCAAACCAUGAACACAUCGAGGUAACAAGAAUAGAUGGUACCAUUGACAGUUCUCCAUGUCUGAAGGUCACUCAGAAGUCCUUUGGUUCUCAGAACAGCAACACUGACAUCAUGUUUUACCGCCUGAGCAUGCCCAUUGAGUGUGCGGAAGUCUUCUCAAAGACAGUAGCAGGAGGGCUCCCUGGUGCAGGCCUCUAUGGGCCCAAGAAUGAUCUAGAGGAUUAUGACGUGGACUCUGAUUUUGAGGUUCUGAUGAAGACAGCUCAUGGUCAUCUGGUGCCUGAUCGCAUUGACAAAGACAAAGAAACCCCAAAGCCAGAGUUCAAUAACCACAAAGAUUAUGCUCAGGAAAAGCCUUCACGCCUAAAGCAAAGAUUCUUACUUAGAAGGACUAAGCCAGAUUACAGCACAAGCCAUUCUGCAAGACUCACUGAAGAUGUCCUUGCUGAUGACCGGGAUGACUAUGAGUACCUGAUGCAGACAUCCACGUACUAUUACUCAGUAAGGAUCUUUCCUGGACAAGAACCUGCUAAUGUCUGGGUGGGCUGGAUUACAUCUGACUUCCACCAGUACGACACAGGCUUUGAUUUGGACAGAGUGCGCACAGUGACUGUCACUCUAGGAGAUGAAAAAGGAAAAGUACACGAGAGCUUUGCCCUUGACUCGCUGUGUGGCCUCGGCAUCAAACGCAGCAACUGCUAUAUGGUAUGUGCAGGAGAGAGCAUGAGUCCUGGACAAGGGCGAAACAACAGCAAUGGUCUGGAGAUCGGCUGUGUGGUGGAUGCUGCCAGUGGGCUGCUCACGUUCAUUGCCAAUGGCAAGGAGCUAAGUACUUACUAUCAGGUGGAGCCAAGUACAAAAUUAUUUCCUGCAGUUUUCGCACAAGCUACAAGUCCCAAUGUUUUCCAGUUUGAGUUGGGCAGAAUAAAGAAUGUGAUGCCUCUCUCAGCGGGAUUGUUUAAAAGUGAGCACAAAAACCCGGUACCCCAGUGUCCUCCACGUCUGCAUGUGCAGUUCCUGUCACAUGUCCUGUGGAGCCGGAUGCCCAACCAGUUCUUGAAGGUGGAUGUCUCUCGAAUCAGUGAACGCCAAGGCUGGCUGGUGCAGUGUCUUGAUCCUCUGCAGUUCAUGUCCCUCCACAUCCCUGAGGAGAACAGAUCUGUUGAUAUCUUAGAGCUGACAGAGCAGGAUGAGUUGCUACAGUUUCACUAUCACACCCUCCGCCUCUACUCUGCUGUCUGUGCCCUUGGGAAUCACCGGGUGGCCCAUGCACUGUGCAGCCACGUGGACGAACCUCAGCUGCUCUAUGCCAUUGAGAACAAGUACAUGCCUGGCUUGCUGCGCGCUGGCUAUUAUGACCUCCUGAUCGACAUCCACCUUAGCUCCUAUGCCACUGCCAGGCUCAUGAUGAACAAUGAGUUCAUUGUCCCUAUGACAGAGGAGACAAAGAGCAUCACCCUCUUCCCCAAUGAGAACAAGAAACAUGGUCUCCCAGGCAUUGGCCUCAGCACCUCCCUCCGGCCUCGGAUGCAGUUUUCCUCCCCUAGUUUUGUGAGCAUUAGCAAUGAAUGUUAUCAAUAUAGUCCUGAGUUUCCACUGGAUAUCCUCAAGGCCAAGACCAUCCAGAUGCUCACAGAAGCAGUGAAGGAGGGCAGCCUCCAUGCACGGGACCCUGUAGGUGGGACCACAGAGUUCCUCUUUGUACCUCUCAUCAAACUCUUCUACACCCUGCUCAUCAUGGGUGUCUUUCACAACGAGGAUUUGAAACACAUCCUACAGUUGAUUGAGCCCAGUGUGUUUAAGGAAGCUGCCACUCCAGAGGAGGAAGGAGGAGCCUCAGAGAAGGAGAUCAGUGCAGAAGACUCUAAGCUGGAAGGAAUAUGCGAAGAGGAAGCCAAAGGGGGCAAAAGGCCCAAGGAAGGCCUGCUCCAGAUGAAACUCCCUGAGCCAGUUAAACUACAGAUGUGCCUCUUGCUUCAGUAUCUCUGUGACUGCCAGGUUCGGCACCGGAUAGAAGCCAUUGUAGCCUUUUCAGAUGACUUUGUAGCUAAGCUCCAAGACAAUCAGCGGUUCAGAUAUAAUGAAGUUAUGCAAGCCUUAAACAUGUCUGCCGCACUCACUGCCCGGAAAACGAAGGAGUUCCGGUCACCACCACAAGAGCAGAUUAACAUGCUUCUCAAUUUUAAGGAUGACAAAAGUGAAUGUCCCUGUCCUGAGGAAAUCCGAGACCAACUCCUGGACUUCCAUGAGGACCUGAUGACUCACUGUGGAAUUGAGCUGGAUGAAGAUGGAUCCCUGGAUGGAAGCAAUGACUUGACAAUCAGAGGACGUUUGAUGUCCCUGGUAGAAAAGGUGACCUACCUCAAGAAGAAACAAACUGAAAAACCAGUUGCAAGUGACUCCAGAAAGUCCUCCAGUCUCCAGCAAUUGAUUUCCGAGACUAUGGUGCGGUGGGCUCAAGAGUCUGUCAUUGAGGACCCUGAGCUGGUGAGGGCCAUGUUUGUGUUGCUGCAUCGACAGUAUGAUGGCAUUGGGGGUCUAGUCCGGGCACUGCCAAAGACCUACACUAUCAAUGGCGUCUCUGUGGAGGAUACCAUCAACCUGCUUGCAUCGCUUGGUCAGAUCCGAUCCCUGCUGAGUGUGAGGAUGGGCAAAGAGGAAGAGAAGCUAAUGAUUCGCGGAUUGGGGGAUAUCAUGAAUAACAAAGUGUUUUACCAGCACCCCAAUCUCAUGAGGGCUCUUGGAAUGCAUGAAACAGUGAUGGAAGUCAUGGUGAAUGUCCUUGGAGGUGGGGAGUCUAAGGAAAUCACCUUCCCCAAGAUGGUGGCCAACUGUUGCCGUUUUCUCUGUUACUUCUGUCGUAUAAGUAGGCAGAAUCAGAAAGCCAUGUUUGACCAUCUCAGUUAUUUACUGGAAAACAGCAGUGUUGGUCUUGCUUCACCAGCCAUGAGAGGUUCAACCCCCCUGGAUGUGGCUGCAGCUUCAGUCAUGGACAACAAUGAACUUGCCCUCGCUCUGCGGGAGCCAGAUCUGGAGAAGGUAGUUCGCUAUCUGGCUGGCUGUGGGCUGCAGAGCUGUCAGAUGUUGGUGUCUAAGGGUUACCCAGACAUUGGGUGGAAUCCAGUUGAAGGAGAGAGAUACCUCGACUUUCUCAGAUUUGCUGUUUUCUGUAACGGGGAGAGUGUGGAAGAGAAUGCAAAUGUUGUGGUGAGGUUGCUCAUCCGGAGGCCCGAGUGCUUUGGUCCUGCCUUGAGAGGGGAAGGUGGCAAUGGCCUCCUUGCAGCCAUGGAAGAAGCCAUAAAAAUAGCUGAGGAUCCUUCUAGAGAUGGCCCCUCCCCAACCAGUGGAUCCAGCAAAACCCUUGAUACAGAAGAGGAGGAAGAUGACGCCAUCCACAUGGGGAAUGCAAUCAUGACCUUCUAUGCAGCUUUGAUUGACUUGCUGGGUCGCUGCGCUCCUGAAAUGCACUUGAUUCAUGCUGGAAAGGGAGAAGCCAUCCGAAUCAGGUCUAUUUUGCGAUCCCUUAUUCCACUGGGAGACUUGGUGGGUGUAAUCAGCAUUGCAUUUCAAAUGCCAACAAUAGCCAAAGAUGGGAAGGUGGUGGAGCCUGACAUGUCCGCGGGGUUUUGCCCAGAUCACAAGGCAGCCAUGGUUUUGUUCCUUGACAGGGUCUAUGGAAUUGAGGUGCAAGAUUUCCUCCUCCAUCUCCUUGAGGUUGGCUUUCUGCCUGAUCUCCGAGCUGCUGCCUCUCUAGACACGGCUGCACUAAGUGCUACAGAUAUGGCCUUGGCCCUCAAUCGAUACCUUUGCACAGCUGUCCUGCCUUUGUUAACAAGAUGUGCUCCCCUGUUUGCUGGAACAGAGCAUCAUGCUUCCCUCAUUGACUCUCUACUGCAUACUGUAUAUAGACUGUCUAAGGGAUGCUCCCUCACCAAAGCUCAGCGGGAUUCCAUAGAAGUGUGCCUGCUCUCUAUAUGUGGCCAACUGCGACCUUCUAUGAUGCAACAUCUACUCAGAAGGCUGGUAUUUGAUGUUCCACUGUUGAAUGAACAUGCAAAGAUGCCUCUUAAGCUUCUGACAAAUCAUUAUGAAAGAUGCUGGAAAUAUUACUGCCUCCCUGGAGGGUGGGGCAACUUUGGUGCUGCCUCAGAAGAAGAACUUCAUUUAUCAAGAAAGUUAUUUUGGGGCAUUUUUGAUGCUUUGUCUCAAAAGAAAUAUGAACAAGAACUUUUCAAACUGGCCCUGCCUUGCCUGAGUGCAGUUGCGGGAGCUUUACCUCCAGACUACAUGGAGUCAAACUAUGUCAGUAUGAUGGAAAAACAGUCAUCCAUGGAUUCUGAAGGGAACUUUAACCCACAACCUGUUGAUACCUCAAACAUUACAAUUCCUGAGAAGUUGGAAUACUUCAUUAACAAAUAUGCAGAACAUUCCCAUGAUAAAUGGUCCAUGGACAAGUUGGCGAAUGGAUGGAUUUAUGGGGAAAUAUAUUCAGAUUCUUCUAAGGUCCAGCCACUAAUGAAGCCAUAUAAACUGUUGUCUGAAAAGGAAAAGGAAAUUUAUCGCUGGCCUAUCAAGGAAUCUUUAAAAACAAUGCUGGCUUGGGGUUGGAGAAUUGAGAGAACACGGGAGGGAGACAGUAUGGCUCUUUAUAACCGGACUCGACGCAUUUCUCAGACAAGCCAGGUGUCUAUAGAUGCUGCACAUGGGUAUAGCCCUCGUGCUAUUGACAUGAGCAACGUUACACUGUCUCGAGACCUGCAUGCUAUGGCAGAAAUGAUGGCUGAAAACUACCACAACAUAUGGGCCAAGAAAAAGAAAAUGGAGCUGGAAUCCAAAGGAGGAGGAAACCACCCUCUGCUGGUACCCUAUGACACACUGACAGCCAAAGAGAAAGCCAAGGACAGAGAGAAGGCCCAGGAUAUCUUCAAGUUUCUACAGAUCAGUGGUUAUGCUGUAUCCAGAGGGUUCAAGGAUCUGGAUCUGGACACACCUUCCAUUGAGAAGCGAUUUGCCUAUAGUUUCCUGCAGCAGCUCAUCCGCUAUGUGGACGAGGCUCAUCAGUACAUCUUGGAGUUUGAUGGCGGCAGCAGAAGCAAAGGAGAACAUUUCCCAUAUGAGCAAGAAAUCAAGUUCUUUGCCAAAGUUGUCCUUCCUUUAAUUGAUCAGUAUUUCAAAAACCACCGUCUGUACUUCUUGUCUGCUGCAAGCAGGCCUCUCUGCACUGGAGGACACGCAUCCAACAAAGAGAAGGAGAUGGUGACGAGCCUGUUCUGCAAACUUGGAGUUCUUGUCAGGCAUAGGAUUUCACUGUUUGGGAAUGAUGCUACUUCAAUUGUGAACUGUCUUCAUAUUCUGGGUCAGACGUUGGAUGCAAGGACUGUGAUGAAAACGGGCCUGGACAGUGUGAAAAGUGCUCUCAGGGCCUUUCUGGACAAUGCAGCAGAGGAUCUGGAAAAGACAAUGGAAAAUCUUAAGCAGGGCCAGUUUACUCACACCCGGAGCCAGCCCAAAGGGGUGACUCAGAUCAUCAACUAUACCACCGUGGCACUGUUGCCCAUGCUCUCAUCCCUGUUUGAACACAUUGGCCAGCAUCAGUUUGGAGAAGAUCUGAUAUUGGAGGAUGUGCAGGUGUCUUGUUACAGAAUUCUGACCAGCUUGUAUGCCUUGGGAACCAGCAAGAGCAUCUACGUUGAAAGGCAACGAUCUGCACUCGGAGAAUGCCUAGCUGCCUUUGCUGGUGCCUUCCCUAUAGCCUUUUUGGAAACCCACCUGGACAAACAUAACAUUUACUCCAUCUACAACACCAGAUCUUCACGGGAGAGAGCAGCUCUCAAUUUACCAGCAAAUGUGGAGGAUGUCUGUCCAAAUAUACCAUCCUUGGAGAAGCUCAUGGCUGAGAUUAUAGAGCUGGCAGAGUCAGGUAUCCGCUACACUCAGAUGCCACACAUGAUGGAGGUUGUACUGCCCAUGCUAUGCAGCUACAUGUCACGAUGGUGGGAACAUGGUCCUGAGAACCACCCAGAAAGAGCUGAGAUGUGCUGCACAGCUCUCAACUCAGAGCACAUGAACACACUGCUGGGUAACAUUCUCAAAAUCAUCUACAACAACCUGGGAAUUGAUGAAGGAGCCUGGAUGAAACGUUUAGCAGUGUUUUCACAGCCUAUCAUCAACAAGGUGAAGCCUCAGCUCUUGAAAACUCAUUUCUUGCCCUUGAUGGAGAAGCUAAAGAAAAAGGCUGCCAUGGUAGUGUCUGAGGAAGACCACCUGAAAGCUGAGGCCAGAGGGGACAUGUCCGAGGCUGAGCUGCUAAUUUUAGAUGAGUUCACCACACUAGCAAGGGAUCUCUAUGCUUUCUACCCACUCUUGAUCCGAUUUGUGGACUAUAACAGGGCAAAGUGGCUUAAAGAGCCCAACCCAGAAGCAGAGGAGCUGUUUCGCAUGGUGGCUGAAGUCUUCAUCUUCUGGUCCAAAUCCCAUAAUUUCAAAAGAGAAGAACAGAAUUUUGUGGUGCAGAAUGAAAUCAACAACAUGUCCUUCCUCAUCACUGACACCAAAUCCAAGAUGUCCAAGGCAGCCGUUUCUGACCAAGAGAGGAAGAAAAUGAAGCGCAAAGGGGACCGGUAUUCCAUGCAGACAUCUCUGAUUGUGGCAGCUCUGAAGCGACUACUGCCCAUUGGGCUGAACAUCUGUGCCCCAGGAGACCAGGAGCUCAUUGCUCUGGCCAAAAAUCGAUUUAGCUUGAAAGACACUGAGGAGGAAGUACGAGAUAUAAUCCGCAGUAAUAUACACUUACAAGGCAAGUUGGAAGAUCCUGCAAUCAGGUGGCAAAUGGCUCUCUAUAAAGAUUUGCCAAACAGGACAGAAGAUACCUCAGACCCAGAGAGGACAGUGGAACGUGUCCUAGAUAUAGCAAAUGUACUUUUCCAUCUUGAGCAGGUGGAACAUCCUCAGAGAUCAAAGAAGGCUGUGUGGCACAAACUACUUUCUAAGCAGAGAAAAAGAGCCGUGGUUGCCUGCUUCCGGAUGGCCCCCUUGUAUAAUCUGCCAAGGCAUCGAGCUGUCAAUCUUUUCCUUCAGGGAUAUGAAAAGUCUUGGAUUGAAACGGAGGAGCAUUACUUUGAGGAUAAAUUGAUUGAAGAUUUAGCAAAACCAGGUGCUGAACCUCCAGAAGAAGAUGAAGCCAUGAAAAGAGUUGAUCCUCUACAUCAGCUCAUUCUUCUAUUCAGCCGCACGGCCUUAACAGAGAAAUGCAAACUGGAGGAAGACUUUCUAUAUAUGGCAUAUGCGGAUAUUAUGGCAAAGAGUUGUCACGAUGAGGAGGAUGAUGAUGGUGAAGAAGAAGUGAAGAGCUUUGAAGUCACAGGAUCCCAACGCAGCAAGCACGAUAUUAUCAAAGAUUUAAGAAACAAAUUUGCCAGCCUCGGCGAGAACUCUCUGGAAAAAGAAAUGGAGAAGCAGAAACUUCUCUACCAGCAAGCCAGACUGCAUGACCGUGGGGCAGCGGAGAUGGUGCUUCAGACCAUCAGUGCCAGCAAAGGUGAAACUGGACCAAUGGUGGCUGCUACUUUGAAGCUGGGCAUUGCUAUUUUAAAUGGUGGGAACUCCACAGUACAGCAGAAGAUGCUGGACUACCUGAAGGAGAAGAAAGAUGUAGGCUUCUUCCAGAGCCUGGCGGGCCUUAUGCAGUCUUGUAGUGUCCUUGACCUGAAUGCCUUUGAGAGGCAAAACAAAGCUGAAGGACUUGGGAUGGUGACUGAAGAAGGAUCAGCCUCUCACUUUGAAAGUCACAGACUACGGACUGGAGAGAAGGUACUGCAGGAUGACGAGUUUACCUGUGACCUCUUCCGAUUCCUGCAGCUGCUUUGUGAGGGACACAACUCAGAUUUUCAAAAUUACCUGAGAACUCAGACUGGCAACAAUACAACUGUCAAUAUCAUCAUCUCUACGGUGGACUACCUCCUCCGAGUGCAGGAGUCCAUUAGUGAUUUCUAUUGGUACUACUCUGGGAAAGACAUCAUAGACGAGCAGGGCCAACGCAAUUUCUCCAAAGCCAUCCAAGUGGCAAAGCAGGUGUUCAACACUCUCACAGAGUACAUCCAGGGUCCUUGUACUGGAAACCAGCAGAGCUUGGCACACAGCAGGCUGUGGGAUGCUGUUGUGGGCUUCCUGCAUGUAUUUGCUCACAUGCAGAUGAAGUUGUCUCAGGAUUCCAGCCAAAUCGAGCUCUUGAAAGAACUAAUGGAUCUCCAGAAGGACAUGGUGGUCAUGCUGCUGUCCAUGCUAGAAGGUAACGUUGUGAACGGAACAAUAGGCAAACAGAUGGUGGACAUGCUUGUGGAGUCCUCAUCCAACAAUGUGGAGAUGAUCCUCAAGUUCUUUGAUAUGUUUUUGAAACUGAAGGACUUGACGUCCUCUGACACAUUUAAGGAGUAUGACCCUGAUGGCAAAGGGGUCAUUUCCAAGAGAGACUUCCACAAAGCUAUGGAGAGCCAUAAGCACUACACCCAGUCAGAGACCGAGUUUCUGCUGUCCUGUGCAGAGACAGAUGAAAAUGAGACUCUGGACUAUGAAGAGUUUGUCAAAAGGUUUCAUGAGCCUGCAAAGGACAUUGGCUUCAAUGUUGCUGUCCUGUUGACCAACCUCUCGGAGCACAUGCCCAAUGACACGAGACUGCAGACCUUCUUGGAGUUAGCAGAGAGUGUCCUCAACUACUUCCAACCAUUCCUGGGUCGCAUUGAGAUCAUGGGCAGUGCCAAGCGUAUUGAGAGGGUCUAUUUUGAGAUCAGCGAGUCCAGCCGAACUCAGUGGGAGAAGCCACAGGUCAAGGAGUCCAAAAGGCAGUUCAUAUUCGAUGUGGUCAAUGAGGGCGGGGAGAAAGAGAAGAUGGAGCUGUUUGUGAACUUCUGUGAGGACACCAUCUUUGAGAUGCAGCUGGCAGCUCAGAUCUCAGAGUCUGAUCUAAAUGAGAGGUCAGCAAAUAAAGAAGAGAGUGAGAAGGAGAGGCCUGAAGAGCAGGGCCCACGGAUGGGCUUUUUCUCCCUCCUCACCAUCCAGUCCGCCCUGUUGGCUCUCAGGUACAAUGUCCUAACCCUCGUUAGGAUGCUCAGCCUGAAGAGCCUAAAGAAGCAGAUGAAGAGAAUGAAAAAGAUGACAGUGAAGGACAUGGUCACAGCCUUCUUCUCAUCCUAUUGGAGUGUGUUCGUGACCCUCCUACACUUCGUGGCCAGUGUCUGCAGGGGCUUUUUUCGCAUUGUUUCCAGCCUGCUGCUUGGGGGCAGCCUGGUGGAAGGUGCUAAGAAAAUCAAAGUGGCAGAGCUUCUAGCCAACAUGCCAGACCCCACUCAGGAUGAGGUGCGAGGAGAUGAAGAAGAGGGAGAGAGGAAGUCUUUAGAGUCAGCACUGCCCUCUGAAGACCUGACGGACUUAAAGGAACUGGCAGAGGAAAAUGACCUUCUUUCAGACAUAUUUGGCUUAGAUCUGAAGAGGGAAGGAGGGCAGUACAAACUAAUUCCUCACAAUCCAAACGCCGGCCUCAGUGACCUUAUGACCAACCCCAUCCCUGUCCCUGAGGUACAAGAAAAGUUACAGGAGCAGAAGGCAAAAGAAGAGAAAGAAGAAAAAGAAGAAACCAAGUCUGAACCUGAGAAGGCUGAAGGGGAAGAUGGAGAAAAAGAAGAAAAAGCCAAAGAUGAUAAAGGCAAACAGAAGUUGAGGCAGCUUCACACACAUCGAUACGGGGAACCCGAGGUGCCAGAGUCAGCGUUCUGGAAGAAAAUCAUAGCCUAUCAGCAGAAGCUGCUGAACUAUUUUGCUCGCAACUUUUACAACAUGAGAAUGCUGGCCCUGUUUGUUGCCUUCGCUAUCAAUUUCAUCCUGCUCUUCUACAAGGUCUCCACUUCUUCUGUGGUUGAAGGAAAGGAGCUGCCUGCCAGAAGCUCCAGCGACACUGCCAAAGUGACCACCAGCCUGGACAGCAGCCCACACAGAAUCAUUGCAGUGCACUAUGUCCUUGAAGAGAGUAGUGGCUACAUGGAACCCACCCUGCGCAUCUUAGCCAUCUUGCACACUGUCAUCUCUUUCUUUUGCAUCAUUGGAUACUACUGCUUGAAAGUCCCGUUGGUUAUUUUUAAGCGAGAGAAGGAAGUGGCACGGAAAUUGGAGUUUGAUGGGCUUUACAUUACAGAGCAGCCGUCGGAAGACGAUAUUAAAGGCCAGUGGGACAGACUGGUGAUCAACACACAGUCAUUUCCUAAUAAUUAUUGGGAUAAAUUUGUUAAAAGAAAGGUAAUGGAUAAAUAUGGAGAGUUUUAUGGACGAGACAGAAUCAGUGAGUUAUUGGGCAUGGAUAAGGCUGCACUUGAUUUCAGCGAUGCAAGAGAGAAGAAGAAGCCCAAGAAAGACAGCUCCUUGUCCGCUGUAUUGAACUCUAUUGAUGUGAAGUACCAGAUGUGGAAACUCGGAGUUGUGUUCACAGACAAUUCCUUCCUGUACCUAGCCUGGUAUAUGACCAUGUCUGUUCUUGGACACUAUAACAACUUUUUUUUUGCUGCUCACCUCCUUGACAUUGCGAUGGGAUUCAAGACCUUGAGAACCAUCCUGUCCUCAGUCACCCACAAUGGCAAACAGCUCGUGUUAACUGUGGGCUUAUUAGCUGUUGUUGUGUACCUGUACACUGUUGUGGCAUUCAAUUUCUUCCGAAAAUUCUAUAAUAAGAGCGAAGAUGGUGAUACUCCAGACAUGAAAUGUGAUGACAUGCUGACGUGUUACAUGUUCCACAUGUAUGUGGGCGUCCGUGCUGGAGGGGGCAUUGGUGAUGAAAUUGAAGACCCAGCAGGAGAUGAGUAUGAGAUCUACCGAAUCAUCUUUGACAUCACAUUCUUCUUCUUUGUGAUUGUCAUCCUUUUGGCCAUCAUACAAGGUUUGAUCAUUGAUGCUUUUGGGGAGCUUCGAGACCAACAGGAGCAAGUGAAGGAAGACAUGGAGACCAAGUGCUUCAUCUGUGGGAUAGGCAAUGACUACUUUGAUACAGUGCCGCAUGGCUUCGAAACACAUACUCUACAGGAACACAACCUGGCCAACUACCUGUUUUUUCUGAUGUAUCUCAUAAACAAGGAUGAAACAGAACACACAGGACAGGAAUCUUAUGUCUGGAAGAUGUAUCAAGAGAGGUGUUGGGAGUUUUUCCCAGCAGGAGACUGUUUCCGGAAACAGUAUGAAGACCAGUUAAAUUAAUAUCAUACCUGGGUUGUCUCUGAAAACCAAAAGCAAUCUCUCUCCCUCUCUCUGUCUCUCCCUCUCUCUCCUCUCUGAUCCCUUGGAACACCUGCUCAUAUUUUCCACUAGCCAGCAUCCUAUGCUGAGAGCACUGAUGCUCAGUCUCAGAGGACCUGACUGUUGUCCCCCAGCCUCAUAUGUUUUCAUUGAGAAAUAAAGACUGAAGAACAAUCCAAAUCCACAUUCAGCCUAAACAGGAACCCUGGAAAGAAAUCCAUUGUGGACACUCUACCAUACCACCCAUGGACAGCUUCCCCUGAGGGUCAUGGAGUCUCCAGGAGCUGCCAGACCUGCGCAGCCAAGCAUGGCAGCCACACUCACCCGGGCUCUUUAUUUCGCCAUCCCAGAAGGAAGUGUCUGAGGGUCAUAGAGCAUUGUAGCACUUAACAGGUUACCAUGGACACCAGUUGCAAAGGGAAAUAGUGCCUUACUAUAAGUGGGUUGAGCUAUGCAGAAGAUAAUGUGCAUGACAAACACCUUUAUUUUCUUUAUGUCAACCUUUUUUUUUUCUUUUUUAGCUAGGUU
Messenger RNA from Onychomys torridus (southern grasshopper mouse), 16054 nucleotides. It is a transcript of the gene Ryr2, whose product is annotated as ryanodine receptor 2. NCBI's taxonomy places the organism in Eukaryota, Metazoa, Chordata, Mammalia, Rodentia, Cricetidae. The transcript has 108 exons. Gene Ontology annotation, molecular function: protein binding; calcium ion binding; ryanodine-sensitive calcium-release channel activity. Gene Ontology annotation, cellular component: smooth endoplasmic reticulum; Z disc; sarcoplasmic reticulum membrane. Bases 470 to 15487 code for a protein of 5005 amino acids. The record is from RefSeq and is a predicted model, not a curated record. Gene Ontology annotation, biological process: calcium ion transmembrane transport; intracellular calcium ion homeostasis.